AUUGGGGAUUGGCAAAUCCAAACCGGUGUGAGUGGGAGGGGGAGCUAACCGCUGAGCUAAUAAAGAAAGCCUACGGAGAGAAAGACGGGCUGAGAGAGAGCGGAAAUCGGAGGUUUUACUGAACAUUUCGGAUUUUAAAAGACCUAAAACUCGUCUGUGAUUUUAUCCACUCUGGUGAAAACAUGGCGUGCGGUGCGACGUUAAAACGCUCCAUGGAGUUCGAGGCCCUUUUGGGCCCUCAGUCCCCGAAGCGCCGGAGGUGCAGCCCGCUAGCAGGAGCCGCCGCUACUCCUUCCCCGCAGAGGUGCAGCCUGAGACCGCAGACGGACAGUCCUGUGAACCCGGUGUCCCCUCAGCCCAUGAGCGGAGAACACAGGCUAACUCCAGAGCAGAUCUUCCAGAACAUUCGGCAGGAGUACAGUCGUUACCAACGGCGACGGCAGCUGGAGGGAGCGUUUAACCAGACGGAGACGGGCGGAGCAGCUGAGAGUUCCAACCCCAGCUCACCGUCAGGUGCAUCAUCACUGAAGAAGGACCAGCCCACGUUCACCCUGCGGCAGGUGAGCUACCUGUGCGAGCGUCUCCUCAAAGACCACGAAGAGAAAAUCCGUGAGGAGUACGAGCAGAUCCUCAACACCAAGCUGGCAGAACAAUACGAGUCGUUUGUGAAAUUCACACAGGAUCAGAUCAUGAGGCGGUACGGAGCUCGACCUGCCAGCUACGUAUCUUGAAGUUGUCAGACGCACGACUACAGGCCAACAGCGUGGUUGCUGCAGUAUCAUCUCUCUCUCUCACUCUCUCUCUCUCUCUCUCUCUCUCGUAUCCCUCGUUCAUUUUAAACACUGCUCGGGUGCUGUGGGUUUUUUCUCCACAUUAACCCUCUCUGUCGUUUCUCUUCCCGAAGCCCGGCUCCUGAGCAGUCACGAACAAACGCUGUUCUGAUAAACUCGCUCUCUUCCCUCUUUUUAAAAUAAAGACAAAAGUGAAAGUGUGAAUGUUUCUGACCCUGCCGCUCCUCUAACACACUCAACUCUUCUACUUCCUGUUUCAAACUCGAGGGAUGUGGAUAUUUCAUUUUCCUUACUCUUCUUCUUUUCUUUUUUCUUUUUUUUUUUUUUUUGGUUGAAAAGAAUAAAGGUUCGGUGGUCUUCUCGUA
Molecule: messenger RNA, 1156 nt
Organism: Ictalurus furcatus (blue catfish)
Lineage: Eukaryota; Metazoa; Chordata; Actinopteri; Siluriformes; Ictaluridae
Gene: akirin1
Product: akirin 1
Exons: 5
Coding region: 183-731 (182 amino acids)
Biological process (GO): positive regulation of transcription by RNA polymerase II; positive regulation of macrophage chemotaxis; positive regulation of myoblast differentiation
Cellular component (GO): nucleus; chromatin
Molecular function (GO): transcription coregulator activity
Source: RefSeq, a predicted model, not a curated record